Choloepus didactylus (southern two-toed sloth) is the source of this 2272-nucleotide messenger RNA. It is a transcript of the gene SLC25A35, whose product is annotated as solute carrier family 25 member 35. The transcript is spliced from 9 exons. Lineage: Eukaryota; Metazoa; Chordata; Mammalia; Pilosa; Megalonychidae. The coding region runs from base 756 to 1658 and encodes 300 amino acids. The record is from RefSeq and is a predicted model, not a curated record.
AAGCCAGCAAUGGAGGGGGCAGAGAGCCGGGGCUCUCGGGCCGCGGGGGAAAGAACUGGGAGCUAACUGGGCGCGCGGAAGGGGCGGACCCGGGACCGGCAGAAAGCCCGGGAGGGCGCAGAGGGUUCCAGGGCCCCACUGACCGCUCGCUGACUCCCUGGACUCGCUGCACGUUGGAGAAGAGGGUGUGGUGGUCCCGGGGGGUGAGCGUGUCCCGCAGCGCGCGGCUCAGCACGAAGGUGUCGGUCAGCAGCCGCAAGGAGCGCAGCUCUCUCUGUGCCCUGUUCUGGUCAUCAGCUCCACCACACACGCAGCCGCCUGAGCCCCAAACCUGGAAGAAUGAUCUCCCACAACACAGUUCCCAGGUGUCUGCAGCUUCUCCAGGGACCACACUUUGACAACCACUGGUGUAAUCUCAAGGAAUAAUAUGAGGAACUCUCAUCCCAACCAGCAGAGGAGGCUCUCAGAUGUUAAGCAACCUGCCCAAGGCCCUCCAGCUGGUAAGUGGGAAGAACCGAAGUGGAACUCGGGAGACGCGCUGAGCUCAAGUCUGGUGGCUGCCUCUCACACAGCUCCUGCCUCCCAAAGUCCAGCUAACCCUCUUGGCACUUGACUCUGGCAUUUUUUACUCCAAACUCCUACCUCCUGCAAGCUGGACUACUGAGACAGAUCCUUCCCUUGGCCUCCGACCCCCUUCCUGAGGCUCAUUUUGACUUUCUUACUCCUGGGCCAGUUCCCAUCUCCUUUACCCCACCAUGGACUUCUUGCUGAGCGGCCUGGCAGCCUGCGGCGCCUGUGUGUUCACCAACCCCCUGGAGGUGGUGAAGACCAGGAUGCAGUUGCAAGGGGAGCUGCAGGUUCGCGGCACCUAUCAGCGGCACUACCGAAACGUCUUCCAUGCCUUUUUCACCAUUGGCAAGGUGGAUGGCCUGGCCGCCCUGCAGAAGGGCCUGGCCCCUGCCCUAGUAUACCAGUUCUUGAUGAAUGGCAUCCGACUGGGCACCUACGGGCUGGCCGAAGCUGGAGGCUACUUGCACACCGCCGAAGGCACCCACAGCCCUGCACGCAGUGCAGCAGCUGGGGCCAUGGCUGGGGUCCUGGGAGCCUACUUGGGGAGCCCCAUCUACAUGGUGAAGACACACCUACAGGCACAGGCGGCCACAGAAAUUGCCGUGGGGCACCAGUAUAAGCAUCAGGGCAUGUUUCAGGCGCUAACCCAGAUUGGCCAGAAACAUGGCCUGGUGGGGUUGUGGCGUGGGGCCACGGGUGCCCUGCCCCGAGUUGCCGUCGGAUCCUCCGCCCAGCUCUGCACCUUCGCAUCCACCAAGGACCUCAUAACUCAGUGGGAGGUGUUUCCUCCCCAGAGCUGGAAGGUAGCUCUGGCAGCAGCUAUGGUGAGUGGCAUUGUGGUGGUGCUAGCUAUGACACCCUUUGAUGUGGUCAGCACAAGACUCUACAAUCAGCCCACAGACGGUCAGGGCAAGGGCCUCAUGUACCGGGGUUUGCUGGAUGCUCUGCUGCAGACAGCUCGGACGGAGGGCAUUGUCGGCAUGUACAAGGGUUUAGGUGCUUCCUACUUUCGUCUCGGCCCCCACACCAUCCUCUCCCUCUUCUUCUGGGACCAGCUGCGCCUCCUCUACUACAAGGACACCAAAUAACAGCCACUCCCGCCCCCCUCCACUCCACCAAACCAGCAUUCCUUGGACACUUCUGCCUCCACUUCCAGGUUGGGGUGACUUGUGACCAGGUGACCUUUCAUCCAUCCCUAGGGGAAAGCCAACCCCACCCCACUCCCUGUCUGUUCUCUCAGGGUUGAAUCCCUAUAAGGGAUAGUUUCCCUCCCUGCUUCCUUAGGUGUGGCUGUCAACCUCCUGUCCCCACACUCCUGUACACUUUAUACCCCUCAGUCAGGGCUGGACCAAUCACUCCACAGUGUAUUUCCCCCUUCCCGCCACUGCUGGCCGUGGGUCUCUCCUGCUCCCAUGCACAGUUUAAAAAUUCCCCCCUCCAAUACCAAAGGGAAUUGGGGGGACCCAGGUGUCCUGUUAGGUGUAAAGGCACAGAGAUUAUAUUGGUUAUAAAGCAAGUUUAUUUCUGCAGAGAGGAGGUGUCUUAUGUUUAUGCAUAGGGAAGGAAGAGGGGAGACCCAGGCAUCCAAUCCCUUGUUCUCCUCCACAACUGGGCCUCUCAGUCCUGAGUAGCAUUGUGCGGUGCUUCAGUGUUUUUACUGGGGACCAAAGAUGUUGGGAUCAUGAAGGGUCAGACUGGUCAC